This is a messenger RNA of Arabidopsis thaliana (thale cress), 1649 nucleotides long. RefSeq names its product sulfotransferase 2B (gene ST2B). Gene Ontology annotation, molecular function: sulfotransferase activity. Lineage: Eukaryota; Viridiplantae; Streptophyta; Magnoliopsida; Brassicales; Brassicaceae. Gene Ontology annotation, cellular component: cytoplasm. The transcript has a single exon. The coding region runs from base 322 to 1365 and encodes 347 amino acids. The record is from RefSeq and is marked reviewed.
CGUCGUUUUAUGAAAUCCUCGAAAAAAAGAUACUAAUAAGUAGUGUUUGCGGGUGAUAGUGGAGAGCCAAUCAGACCUUUUAACUCUGUGGAGACUAGUAGGUUCUAGGUAGAGAGAAUAGAUAAUGACUCGUCGUUACUAUUAAAAGGAAGGAAAACAAGAUUUCGAUUAAGUGAGGCUGCUCUCUUCUCUUCACAACGCAUCAUCUCAUGCAUUUUGGGCUAUUAUAUAAACACCCAACUUCCUCACGAAAUCUUACACCAAACACAAAUAUUCCAUUAAAAGAAACAUUUUCUAUAGUCAAGCAUAAAGAGCAUUCCAAUGGCGAUCCCAAGUUUCUCCAUGUGUCACAAGCCCGAGCUCCUUAAGGAAGGCAAAAGCGAAGGCCAAGAAGAAGAAGGGCUAAGCUACGAGUUCCAAGAGAUGUUGGACUCUCUUCCUAAGGAGAGAGGACGGAGAAAUCGUUACCUUUACUUAUUCCAAGGGUUUCGGUGCCAAGCUAAGGAGAUUCAAGCUAUCACGUCUUUCCAAAAACAUUUUCAGUCCCUUCCAGACGACGUUGUCCUCGCCACCAUACCUAAAUCUGGCACAACCUGGUUAAAAGCUUUAACUUUCACCAUCCUUACCCGUCAUCGGUUUGAUCCGGUUUCCUCAUCAAGUUCCGACCACCCUCUUCUCACAUCCAACCCUCACGACCUCGUACCUUUCUUCGAGUACAAGCUUUACGCCAACGGAAAUGUUCCCGAUCUCUCGGGUCUAGCCAGUCCAAGAACAUUCGCAACCCACGUACCGUUCGGUGCCCUUAAGGAUUCGGUCGAGAAUCCCAGUGUGAAGGUUGUGUACCUGUGCCGGAACCCGUUUGACACAUUCAUCUCCAUGUGGCAUUACAUCAACAACAUCACUUCCGAGUCAGUGAGCGCAGUCUUGCUAGACGAAGCUUUUGAUCUAUAUUGCCGGGGAUUACUGAUCGGAUUUGGCCCGUUUUGGGAACACAUGUUGGGAUACUGGAGAGAGAGCUUGAAGAGGCCAGAGAAAGUCUUAUUUUUAAAGUACGAGGAUCUCAAAGAAGACAUCGAGACCAACUUGAAGAAGCUAGCAAGUUUCUUAGGACUUCCUUUCACCGAAGAAGAGGAACAAAAGGGAGUUGUGAAAGCUAUCGCUGAUCUGUGUAGCUUUGAGAAUCUGAAGAAGUUGGAGGUGAACAAGUCAAGCAAAUUGAUCCAGAACUAUGAGAACCGGUUCUUGUUUAGGAAAGGAGAAGUGAGUGAUUUGGUUAACUAUUUGUCGCCAUCACAAGUGGAAAGAUUGUCAGCCUUAGUGGAUGACAAGUUAGCUGGAUCUGGUCUCACUUUCAGAUUGAGUUAAAUAUGAGGCCACCUGCCCACAUUUAUACUCCUGUUUUGAGGGCCUAUAAAAGUUUUAAGUUAAGUGAAGGCAGUUGUAUUAUUGUUACAGAUGGACAAUGAUGCAACGUAACGUCCACACUUUAGUUAAUUUGUCGUUUUUAUUUCUAUUUUACUAUAUGUCGUUUGUGUUUGCCAUUAUGUUUUAUUUGUUCUAGCGUAUUAUUAUUGUUCAUGCAUGUAUGUAGCUAAAUGUAUUGACAAAUAUGAAUAAAUUUUAUACUUCAUAUGUUUAUGUAUUUCAUG